UUAGAGAAGUGUCGAAUAAGUUUUUUCUUUCGUAAAUAACUAUGAAAUUUGGUUUGAGACGUCCAAAGAAGUUCGUGAUAAGACAUGUCAUUUGCCCGAGAAGAUUUUAUUGAUGUCACACAAUAACAUUCUUGAGCUGUACAGUAUACAAUUCUGAUAGAGUACAUAUAACUGUAAAUUUGGCGAAUUUAUAUUCUACGUAAUGUUUUAAUCACUAAUUUGCGAUGUUCUUUUAUUUAUUUUAAAUAUACAAAUGAAUGCUGUUUGAUGUACCAUCUUUGAAAAUUCCAAUUUAUGACAGAUCUAGCGCCAUCACGUGACACAUUUAGGUUAUAAAUUGGAUCUAUAGAGGGAAUUCAAACCACAAAUGUAAAUAGAGUUUUAGAGGCGUGGUUGUAGAUUUUGGUUUGUUCUAAUUUAAUUCUUUCGAAGAAAAUGUCUGAGUCUCUACAAUUGCGAGGUACUCUUCGAGGCCACGAUGGUUGGGUUACACAAAUUGCUACGAAUGUUAAAUAUCCAGAUAUGAUAUUAUCUUCAUCUCGAGAUCGUUCGUUGAUGUUAUGGAAAUUGGUUCGUGAUGAGUCAAAUUUUGGUAUCCCUCAAAAACGGUUACAGGGUCACAGUCAUUUUGUUAGUGAUACUGUGAUAUCGUCCGAUGGGCAUUUUGCUCUCUCUGGUUCCUGGGAUAAGACUCUCAGACUUUGGGAUCUAACUAAAGGAGUCAGCACUCGCCUGUUUGUCAAUCAUAAUAAGGAUGUGCUGAGUGUUGCAUUCUCAGCUGAUAAUAGACAAAUUGUGUCUGCUAGCAGAGAUAGAACUAUUAAACUUUGGAAUACAUUAGCACAAUGUAAAUAUACAAUGCAAGAUGAGGGCCACACAGACUGGGUUUCUUGUGUUAGGUUCUCGCCAAAUUUACAGACUCCAGUCAUUGUGUCCUGUGGCUGGGAUAAGAAGGUCAAGGUUUGGAGUCUCACAAAUUGUAAACUUAAAACUGAUCAUACUGGCCAUACUGGCUAUCUCAAUUCUGUGACAGUUUCACCAGAUGGUUCUCUUUGUGCUUCUGGAGGUAAGGAUUGGACAGUUAUGCUGUGGGACUUAAAUGAUGAAAAGCAUUUGUAUACUCUGGAGCAUAAGGGAAUAGUCAAUGCUCUUUGUUUCUCACCAAACCGUUACUGGUUGUGUGCUGCUACAGGACCCUCCAUCAAGAUUUGGGACUUGGAAGGAAAAUUGUUGGUGGAUGAACUGUGCCCUGAAGUAGUCAGUCAGUUUUCAGGCUUAGACACAAACCCACCAGACUGUCUUUGCCUAGCAUGGUCUGGUGAUGGACAGACACUGUUUGCUGGUUAUUCUGAUAAUCACAUACGUGCCUGGCAGGUUGUGCCUUCUGCUGCCAGUUAAGCAGUAUAUUUAUUCCUUUUAGUUGUUUAGGCAUUUACUUGUAAGAAGCAGUAUUAUUUUUUGGUUCUCAGGUAUAGCUGGAUAAGCAUAAUUGCUGUUAUCAGAUGUGAAUCUUCUAGUCUCAUGUAAAUAAUUACAUAUGGUAAUUGCAAAAUAAUGUUUUGUAAAAUAAGAAUUUCUUUGAUAUUGAAAUGUUGAUUAAGGUGCUCAUCAUCUUUUCUCUGUUAGCAACUGAUGAUUCUGUAUGUUAUACAUAGUUGACUUGUAAGCAUUUUGACAGCUAGCAGAAUUUAUUUUAACAGUGCCACAAGGAAGAGAUUGAUGUGUCAAUUGCUCAUUCAGAUAAUGUUUUCAAGAAUGUGUAUAGUUUAUAAACAAGGAACUGUGAUAUUUAUUUGUUGUAUUUAUUUAUUUUAAUGGGCCCAGAUUUUCUUUUUUCAUUUCUGUGAUGAACUGUAUACAGGUGGUAAAUAUUCAGUGUAAUCACUCUUUUGUACUAUGAGCCUAAUUGUUAUUAGAAUUGUAUUACUUUCAUGUACUUUACCUUUCAAAUUAAAAGUCUUGCCAAGGCACAGUUUUCAUUAA
Messenger RNA from Zootermopsis nevadensis, 1983 nucleotides. RefSeq names its product small ribosomal subunit protein RACK1. Gene Ontology annotation, molecular function: translation regulator activity; protein binding; ribosome binding. The record is from RefSeq and is a predicted model, not a curated record. Lineage: Eukaryota; Metazoa; Arthropoda; Insecta; Blattodea; Termopsidae.